AUGGCACGAGUCUUCUCCAACUCGGCAAUCGGCGUGAUCCUGCGCCUCGUGUCGGGCGGGCGUCUGUUCACUCCGCGCGAAUAUCGUCGCGAUUUCACCCUCCCGCCGCCCUACCAACUGGCCGCGAGUAAUGCCCUCGCCCAGCAACAGCAGCAGCAAUCGCCCGAGAAGACAGCACCGUCAGCGGAUGGAAGUACGUUGUUCAACCAGGCCCUGCCCCGAGACGACCCAGUCAAGGAAAUUGAUGGGAUCCAAGAUGUCACGCUCCCCACUCCGGCUCCCACGCCGCCCUCGUCGUCGUCGUUGCAGUCGCCCUCGUCGUCGUGGAUUGAGCCCGAAGUCAUGCCCGACGGCACCAUCCUGGUGGAUUGGUACUCGCCCGAUGACCCGGACAACCCACACAAUUGGUCGUUUGCGGCCAAGCUGCUGGUCUACGUCGAGGUGAACCUGUUCACCUUCCUGGUGUUCAUGGCAGCGGCCAUUGUGGCAGCCGAUGAGGGUCAAAUCCAGGACAUCUUCGGGGUCAGCCGUACCGUCAGCUCGCUGGGGCUGGCCCUAUACGUGCUGGGCUAUGGCAUGGGCCCGAUGAUCUGGAGUCCCAUGUCCGAGGUGCCCGAGGUGGGCCGGAACCCUCCCUACGUGAUCUCUGUGACCAUCUUCCUGAUUCUCGCCGUGCCGACUGCCCUGGUCAACAAUGUCCCGGGGUUCUUGAUCCUGCGCUACCUGCAGGGCUUCUUCGGAUCUCCCGGUCUGGCCACGGGGGGUGCUUCCCUGGCCGAUGUGACGGCCAUCAAGAACCUGCCGUAUGGAUUGUACAUCUGGGGGAUGUGCUCUAUCGCAGGGCCGGCCAUUGCCCCGACCAUCUCGGGGUUUAGUGUGCCCGUCAAGGGCUGGCAUUGGGCCAUGUGGGAGAUUCUCUGGGCGGCAGCAUUAUGUUUUGUUAUGCUGCUCUUCCUCCCCGAAACCUCCGGCCCAGCCAUCAUGCAUCUCCGCGCCAAACGCCUCCGCAAACUGACCGGCAACCCAGCCUUCCGAUCGCGCUCCGAGAUCCAAACCCAAAACGCCACCGCCAUGCAAAUCGCCUACGAAGCCCUCGUAAUCCCCUGGAAAGUCAACGCCCUGGACCCCGCCGUCCUCUUCACCACCGUCUACAUCGGUCUCGUCUACGCCAUCUUCUACUCCUACUUCGAAGUCCUCCCCCUCGUAUAUCAAGACAUCUACCACAUGAACCUCGGCCAACUAGGGCUCAUCUUCCUCAGCUGCGUCGUGAGCUCCCUCUUACUAAUCCCCUUCUACUACGCCUUCGUACACUUCUCCCUCAAUAAAGCCUUCCGUCGAGGCGAGUUCCCUCACCCCGAACAUCGUCUCGUCCCGGCCAUCGUGGGAAGCGUGCUCAUCCCCGCCGGAUUAUUUCUCUUCGCGUGGACGUCCCGGGCGUCGAUCCAUUGGAUCGUCCCGACCAUUGGCCUGGUCAUUGAGGUCGCGGGCAUGUCGCUGGUGCUGCAGUGUAUCUUUAGUUAUCUGUCCGUGGCGUAUAUGACCUACAGUGCGAGUUUGUUUGCGAUGAAUGAUCUGGCGCGUGCGAGCUUGGCCUUUGCGGCUAUUCUCUGGUCGGGGCCGUUGUAUGAUCGGUUGGGGGUGGCCAGGGGGACGACGCUGCUGGCGGGGUUGACGGUGGGGUGUAUUGUGGGUGUGUUGGUGUUGUAUUGGUUUGGGCCGUCGCUGCGGAAGAGGAGUCGGUUUGCGGGGUAG
Molecule: messenger RNA, 1752 nt
Organism: Aspergillus sclerotioniger CBS 115572
Lineage: Eukaryota; Fungi; Ascomycota; Eurotiomycetes; Eurotiales; Aspergillaceae
Product: MFS transporter
Exons: 2
Coding region: 1-1752 (583 amino acids)
Biological process (GO): xenobiotic detoxification by transmembrane export across the plasma membrane
Molecular function (GO): fluconazole transmembrane transporter activity
Source: RefSeq, a predicted model, not a curated record